GCAUAAUAUUUAUAGAAAAAAAGUGUAGCAACACUCUCAUUGCGUGUUUAUUUACUCUCUGCAUUUAAUGUGCUUCAGUAGUUAAGCGUGACUUUUUCCGCUUUUGCCCGGGCAAUCCCUAUCGAGUUAUCCGCCAUUGAUAUACAUACACCUUUACAUAUAUAUAUAUAUAUAGCGAUUUAUCUAUAUUUAUCGGUAAUUUAGACUGAAAGCGAUGGAGUUGAGCACGCUUACCUUGGAGAUUUUCUCCAAGCUCGAGCAGCAAUGGCUGCACCACUGCGAGAGCAAAAAAACCCGCGCCCUCAGCAUUGACGGCGGAGGAACCACCGCCAUUGUCGCCUGCGCCGCUUUGGCCCGCCUCGAGGACCAGAUCCAGGAGAAAACCGGCGAUCCCAACGCUCGCGUGGCUGAUUUCUUCGACAUCGUCGCCGGCACCGGAAUCGGCGCCCUCCUCGCCGCGAUGCUCGUCGCAGACGACGGCUCCGGCCGUCCGCUGCACACCGCGAGGGACGCCGCAGGGUUCCUAAUGGAGAAUCGCGGCCGGCUGUUCAAAUCGAGAACCGCCGGCGUCUUCCGACGCCGGACGAGGUUUUCCGGUGGAAGCAUGGACGCCGUACUGAAGGAGGCGUUCCGGAGGGAAGACGGGAAGGUGAUGAAGAUCUCCGACGCGUGCAAGCCGCUGCUCGUGCCGUGCUUCGAUCUGAUCAGCUCGGCGCCGUUCGUGUUCUCACGAGCCGACGCCGCCGGCUCGCCUAGCUUCGACUUCGAGCUGUGGCGGGUGAUUCGAGCCGCGACGGCGACGCCGCCGGUGCUCAAGCCGUACAAGCUCUCGUCCGUGGACGGCAAAACGACCUGCCUGGCAGUUGACGGCGGACUCGUGAUGAACAACCCGACGGCGGCGGCCGUCACGCACGUGCUGCACAACAAGCGCGAUUUCCCGUCGGUGACCGGAGUUGAGGAUCUGCUGGUUCUGUCGAUCGGUAACGGACCAAUGAGCAGCCCGUCGGGGCUGAAGCUCCGCCGCGACGGCGAGUGCUCGACGGAGACGGUCGUCGGAAUCUCCCUCGACGGCGUAUCGGAGACCGUCGACCAGAUGUUGGGCAACGCCUUCUGCUUGAAUCCCAUGGAUUACGUCAGAAUUCAGGCUAACUGCGAGGGUGAAGACGUUCUGGCGGAGAGGGGAGUGGAGUCGUUGCCGUUUGGGGGAAAACGGCUGUUGACGGAGACCAACGGCCAGAGGAUUGAAAGGUUUGUGCAGCGGCUUGUUGCGACGGGAAAGGGUAGCCUGCCGCCGAGUCCGUGCAAAGAGACGGCCCUUAGUCCCCUGGUUAACGGCCGUUAGAUUCCUGUUGGUUUAUCUGUACCUUUUGUCAACUUUGCUUUGUUAGCAGUACAUUUUAAUAAUAAUGUUUAAUUAUGUAGUGCAUACUAUUAAUUAAUUACUGCCGUGUAAUUAAUCAGCUAGACAUUACCCUACCUCUCUCGCACUUGAUUAAUAGAGGCUCUUAAAUAUGCAUUAUGAUAUUUGUAUUUAAUUCACAUUAAGAUAACCUCAUUUAUGAGCAGCUAAUAAAGUAAAUUAUAUCUCGAAA
Molecule: messenger RNA, 1592 nt
Organism: Striga asiatica
Lineage: Eukaryota; Viridiplantae; Streptophyta; Magnoliopsida; Lamiales; Orobanchaceae
Source: the annotation of a GenBank genome assembly